CGGUACCCGGAGCCUACUCUUUGAGAGCCGGAAGCGGGCGCAAGGGGCGGGGGUGGGGAGAGGAGGAAGCGGCGGUCCCAAGGCCGUCGGAGCACGCUGAGCAUCUGGAUGGAGUAUUAAAGGGGGAGCGUAUCUAGAAGGACCCGUGGCUCCGAGGAAGGGAAGCGAAGCGACACGGAUCUCUUCCCAACCCCCGGAAGACGAAAGACGAAGGCCGACGGCCGUGAUCACCAACUGCUGCCAGGCGCCUUUUGGUGACGCGGCCACCGCUCGCAGACGCGCUGACGGACCCCGGCCUCCACGUCGCAGGUUCUGCAAAGGCCUGUGGGAGCGUCCCGAGAGAAGGAGGGCCAAGAUGGCGGAAGCGGCGGAGUCUCCUGGAGACCCGGGGACAGCAACGCCCAGGCCCCUGUUUGCAGGCCUUUCAGAUAUAUCUAUCUCACAAGACAUCCCCGUGGAAGGAGAAAUCACCAUUCCUAUGAGAUCUCGCAUUCGUGAAUUUGACAGUUCCACAUUAAAUGAAUCUGUUCAGAAUACCAUUAUGCGUGAUCUAAAAGCUGUUGGGAAAAAAUUCAUGCAUGUUUUGUACCCAAGGAAAAGUAAUACUCUUUUGAGAGAUUGGGAUUUAUGGGGCCCUUUAAUCCUUUGUGUGACACUUGCAUUAAUGCUUCAGAGAGGCUCUGUAGAUAGCGAAAAAGAUGGAGGGCCCCAGUUUGCAGAAGUGUUUGUCAUUGUCUGGUUUGGUGCAGUUACCAUCACCCUCAACUCAAAACUUCUUGGAGGAAACAUAUCUUUUUUUCAGAGCCUCUGUGUGCUGGGUUACUGUAUACUUCCCCUGACUGUGGCAAUGCUGGUUUGCCGACUGGUACUUUUGGCUGAGCAAGGACCAAUAAACUUCAUGGUCCGGCUUUUUGUGGUGAUCCUGAUGUUUGCCUGGUCUAUAGUAGCCUCUACAGCUUUUCUUGCUGAUAGCCAGCCUCCAAACCGCAAAGCCCUUGCUGUUUAUCCUGUUUUCUUGUUUUAUUUUGUCAUCAGUUGGAUGAUUCUCACCUUCACUCCUUAGUAAAUCAGGAAAUGGAAAUUAAAAACCAAGGAAUUCAAAGCUCAUCUGAAAGAUGCAGUUCACCAUGGAGCUUUGCCUCUGGCCCUCUUUUGUCUAAUUUUGAAGGUAUUUGGUAACUGGGUACGUGAGGAGAUUAAAAGGGAGCCAUAAAGCACCAUCACCAUUUAUGUAAGGAACUGACCUUUGAAAGGCUGUCCUUUACCUUUUAAUAUUAUUUCUUUAAAAUACAUGUGCAUAGUACACACAGUCUCAUGCCUCCUGAGGCAUAAUGGGGUCACCGUGGUCCAUUUGGGUGACAACCAGUGACUCAAGAAGCACAUGGAUACAUCCUGCAAGUUGAAUAUAGUUGGUAACUAUAUUUUUAGUUUUGAGAAUACCAGUUCAGGGUGCAGCUCUUAAACACAUUGCCUUAUGACUAUUAGAAUAUGCCUCUCCUUUCAUAAAUAAGAAAGGAUAUCUAUCCAUUUUAUUUCUCUUAAGCUUAAAAAGACAAUGACAGAGGUUGGGAAGGGGGUUCAUAGAUGUGGGAGGAAAAAACAUGAACUAACCAAAAUUCAGAUUUUGAUUAGAGAAAAUUCUGCACUUGUUGCUUAAAAAAAAAAAAAAGCAGAGGACAUCUAAAACCUAAGCUUUUUUAGUCUUUCUGUAUAGUUACCCUUCUGUGCUUCAUUAGCACUUCAUUGACACUCUUAACUUUUAAUCUUAUUCCCUAGUUCUGCAUAUGCAAGCUAUUAGCGGUCAACAUAUAAUUUUCCUUUGACUGAAGCUCUCAGUGGACUGACCAAUGCUUGAACUUAUCCAAGUAGAAGAUCUCAGAAAUUUAGAUUGGUAGGUCCCUAAUGCAUAUUAUUAUGUGGGCACCUUCUCUUAAGGGUAGAAUGAGGUGGUUUGCAUAGAGCAUAGCUCUAAGGAACCCUUUGCUAUUCUGUGUAGUCUGGCCUCUAAGUAGAAAGUAAAGCUAAAUCAGAAGCCUGCAUUUGACCAUGUGAACAUGGAGGGAUUUAGUGUUCCGAUGGCUGAUUCACAGAACGUCUAGAUGCUUAGAGCAUAACAUAAGAUGAGUUGAGCUGCCACCUUUUUUCAUAGUGGGCUUAGCAGUUUUCAUUAGGUAUGGUUUUUUGGGUUGGGAAAUGUCAAUUUAUUUUGUUGGAUUUAGACUUUAUUUGUAAAGCCACUUAGCUCUCCUUUAGACAAGUACUUUUUUGCACAUAAGCACCGACUUGUAUUCUCAGCUAUUUAUGCACGCAAGUAUGAAGGCUUUUUAGAGAGCGGGGUGUCUGGGACAUGCUGAUUCUGAGCUAAUCAUGGCUCCUUUAAGGUAAUAUGAGCUGCUGCCUUCUAUAAAUUGCACAGUGAAGAACUCUUAAUAGACAAAGAUUAGGAGUCAGGCAGAAAACAUUUGUUGUAAAUAUGCAGUUACUUAUAAAGAUAGGAAUUUCUUAUUCUGCAUUUUUUCUUUAUCACAGAAUUUAAAUAUUUAUUCAUUUGUAUUUAAAGACAACCUACACAUAGAUAUAUAAUUUUAAAGACAUUUUCUCCAUCCCUUGAUUAACCUAAUGAACAGUACUAGGACAGAUGAGUUCUUGGAAUGAUAUUCAACUACAAAGCGUUACAAAGUUGGUCCCCUCUGUUUCAGCCUUGUUCAGAUAUUUGGGUACUGUGUUUGUAUUUAUUUCAAUGUCCCUUUUAAAUUUCAAAAUGAACCCUUUUAGGAUAAAGCCAGAGUUUCAGUCUUGCACUGAUAAAAUAUUUUGAAAUUGGUUCUAAUUUUGAACUUGGUCGUAAAUUAUCCAUUUCCAUUGUCUGAAAUUUUCUAACUUCCCACUAAAAAUAACUGUCUUCCAAAGUUGUUUCCUAAUCUCUCUCAAUGAUUAUAAUGUAAAAUUAAAGAAAUAACCAUACUUCUCAAAAGGGAAUUAAAUCUUUACUGAAUUUCACUCAGGCUAAAUAUUUGGUCAGAAAUUCCUAAGGCCACAACUUUGGUGGGCUUUGUGUGUGUGUGGUGGGAGUAGGAGGGCGAUGAGUAAUGCAUAUUGACUGUUAAGGCAACUCGUUCUGUGUUUUAAUCUGUUACUUUUGGGAAUAGUUUUAUUGAUUUAAAUGAAGGUGGGUAAAAUGGAGAUUUAAUUAUCUUUCUGAAAAUGAGUGGUCAGCUUGAUGAUGUAAAUAAAUAUUUUCUUAAUAUAUGCAAAAAAGUGCAUUGCUUUCUGUCACAGAAGACCUGAGUAUCUGGAAGUUGUAACCCUCAACACAACUUUCCCUAAUUUGCUGCAGAGGCACAUGGCUAAUUAUAGAAAGGAAGACUAGAAGGGAAGGGGACUGCAGCAAAGGAAACCUGUUCCAGGAAAUGGAAGGUUUCCUGUUUUAGAUGAGAUGCACGUGUUUGAGCAUCAUUGCUUAAUGUGGUGCAUUAUUUCUGUUGUGGCCUAUCACUUGCUGCUCCUACUUCUGAGAUUGAGACUCCAUGUUGUCACAUUCUUUAGCAAUAGGAAAGGUUAACUGGGUUUAAUUGCUAUUCAGAUUAUAAAAACCCAAUUGGUGUGAACAUCUUUGAAUGUGUAGUGUAUUCUUAAAAGUCCAUCAUUAAUUGUCAAGUCUUUUGCCUCUUAAGUGGCUUACUCUGUGAAUUGAAUUUGAUCUUUUCAUUGUGAUAGGGAUUUUUGUUCAGCAGGGUGAGGUGGGUCACAGGGCAUGGGGCUAGUAAGCAGUUACUGUUGACUAUAUUUGUCUUUUUAUAAGGUGUCCCCAAAAAUGUGAAUAGAAGCCUCUAUUUGAGGGUUUAAUUAUGUACUUUAUAUAAUCUAGGUAUUAACUGUAUUUAGACUUGCUGUUUAAUUCCUGGAGGUGAAGAUGAAAAUCUGUCAUUUCAAAUUCUUGGGUAACAUCAAGUCAUUGGAAUUUAUCUAAAGCCUAUCUUGAUGUGAUCGGAUGUCCAUUGCAUGUAGUUGUUUUAUUCCUGAGUAAAAUACUGAAAUUGUGCUUCUUAAUUAAACUGUUCAUUUCUGAGACAAUUUGGAUAGAAAUAAAUGUGUGAAGUUAAUCCAUAUAUGUAAAUUAGAAAUACUUCUCUAGAUUCUGUGGGCUUUUAUUAAAAAUAAAGAAUUUCAAGGGAUUUACUUAGGCCAUAGCAUGGCUGAAUAAUAAUGUGACAAUAAUAUUACUACUAAUAUUAGCUAACAUUUAUUGGGCACUUACUAUGUGCCAGACACUAUUCUAUUUUUUUAAGAAUUUUUUUAUGAAAGCUUUAUUGUGAUACACUCUACCAUAAAAUUCACCCUUUUCAAGUGAUGUAAAAUUCAGUGAUUUUUCAAUACACUCACAUCAUUUUGCAACUGUUACUGCGAUCGCAUUUUAGAACAUUGCUAUCACUCCAUAAUGAAACCUCGUUAUCCAUUAGCAGUCACUCCUUUUUCCUAGCACCUGGCAACAUUAAUCUGCUUUCUGUGUAUUGAUUUGACCAGGCAAAUUCUUAAGUGCUUUUUUUUUUCCUAUUCUGGGGCCACACCCACAGCAUAUGGAGGUUCAGGCUAGGGGUCCAAUAGAAGCUGUAGCCGCCGGCUUAUGCCAGAGCCACAGCAACACAGAAUCUGAGCCGCGUCUGCAACCUACACCACAGCUCAGGCAACGCCGGAUCCUUAACCCACUGAGCAAGGCCAGGGAUUGAACCUGCAACCUCAUGGUUCCUAGUUGGAUUCGUUAACCACUGAGCCAUGAUGGGAACUCCUUAAGUGCUUUUCAUGCAUCUCCUCCAACCCUUAACAUAAAGUGCUACACUCCUCAUUUUACUGGUAGAAAAUCGAGGCUCAGAAAGGUUAAGUAAAUUGUCCAAGGUCACACAGUAAACUGAUUAAAAUGGGAAAACACAUUAGCUGAGAUCAUAGUAGGACACAUGUUGAAUUGCAUUGUUAUGCACAUGAAAUGACUAUACCUCCUCCCCAGGGUAUGUUCCCUGUUAUUAGCCAUUGCAACCUACAGCUCACUGGAGGUCAAUAACUCCUUUUUUCUUCAGUACUAGAACACUGUAUUAGCAGCAUCUGAGAAAAACACAAGAGCUAUUGUACAUUGGGAAGAGUUAGGUUUGCUGCCCUUAUUCCUCUUUGAGCACCUUUUUUCAUCUUCUCACCACCACCAGAUACAUACACCCCUCCCCUUUUUCUCAAAGUCUUAAGAAUCAAACAAUUUCUGCCUCUUUCAUUUUAAUUCUCCUAGAAGGAUGGUUAACACGUCAAAAUUUAGCUUGUCUGUUCAGGUGUUUAUAGUCAAGAGAUACAAUUGGUCACAUGUAGUACCAUCAAUAUUCCUAAGACCUCAGCGGUUAUGAGAAUAGAAUGCCUUUUUAUUUGGGUUAAACUAGGUGGGGGGAGAGAAAAAACACAGUAAAGGCUUUGCCUUAAUGAAAUCACUGCUCCAGCCUGGUAGGAAGUGGCCACAUGCUGCUCUUGUUCACUCUGUUCUUUUUUCAGAGCCCUUGUACUCUGCACCAUCACUGCUGGUAAUUUCUUGGUCCUCUUCAUACUGUUUUAAUCUUGAUCUUUCCUAUAAAGAACCUGUGAAAGUAUAAAGCUGUAAAAUGAUUUGUGGAUUUUAAAUGUGCAAAUAAACACUGGAAAAUGAAAA
This is a messenger RNA of Sus scrofa (pig), 5680 nucleotides long. It is a transcript of the gene YIPF6, whose product is annotated as Yip1 domain family member 6. NCBI's taxonomy places the organism in Eukaryota, Metazoa, Chordata, Mammalia, Artiodactyla, Suidae. Gene Ontology annotation, cellular component: trans-Golgi network; membrane. Gene Ontology annotation, biological process: endoplasmic reticulum to Golgi vesicle-mediated transport. The record is from RefSeq and is a predicted model, not a curated record.